Molecule: messenger RNA, 1426 nt
Organism: Selaginella moellendorffii
Lineage: Eukaryota; Viridiplantae; Streptophyta; Lycopodiopsida; Selaginellales; Selaginellaceae
Product: hydroxymethylglutaryl-CoA synthase
Exons: 11
Coding region: 1-1353 (450 amino acids)
Biological process (GO): acetyl-CoA metabolic process
Molecular function (GO): hydroxymethylglutaryl-CoA synthase activity
Source: RefSeq, a predicted model, not a curated record
AUGGCGAAAGACGUGGGAAUUCUCGCAAUGGAGGUCUACUUUCCCGGCGUGUGCGUCAACCAGGUAGACUUGGCGAGGUUUGACAAAGUGCCGCCAAAGUACUACACCGAAGGCUUGGGACAGGAGCGCCUGGCUUUCUGCGAGGACACCGAAGAUGUGAUCUCCAUGAGCUUGACAGUGGUCAAAUCGCUCUUGGAGAAUUAUAACAUAUCUCCUUCAAGCAUUGGACGGCUCGAGGUUGGAAGCGAGACCGUGAUUGACAAGAGCAAGUCCAUCAAAAGCUACCUCAUGCCUUUGUUCGAGGAGAACAGUGGCAUUGAAGGCGUUGACUCCACCAAUGCUUGCUAUGGAGGAACCGCAGCGCUCUUCAACUGUGUCAACUGGAUCGAAAGUCGCUCAUGGGACGGAAGGCUUGCGAUCGUUGUAGCCGCAGACAUUGCGGUUUAUGCUGAAGGCACUGCUCGUCCCAGCGGCGGUGCUGGUGCGGUUGCCAUGCUUGUAGGACCGAACGCGCCGCUUGUUCUCGAACGAAGCUAUACCGGAACGUACAUGGCUCACGUCUAUGAUUUCUACAAGCCUGACUUAAGCAGUGAAUAUCCGGUGGUCGACUCCAAACUAUCCCAAAAGUGCUACCUCAAGGCAUUAGAUGUGUGCUACAAGAGAUACUGUGAAAGAUACGAGAGCAUCGAGGCGAGACCGUUCACUGUCCAGGAAGCAGACUUUCUAGUCUUCCAUGCACCUUUUAACAAGCUCGUUCGGAGAAGUUUUGAGCGGCUGCUGUGGAAUGACUACCAGCGGGACUGCAGUUCUCUGGGAGAAGAUGGAGAAAAACUCAAACCAUUUCAAGGAUUGACGGCAGACAGCAUCGUCAGCAAUGCAAGUCUCAAAGAGGUCAUGAAAGCUGUAGCGGAGCCUGGAUAUGAUGCAAAGGUUUCCCCUUCGACGCUGAUUCCGAGACGAGUCGGCAAUACGUAUUGCGCAUCACUGUAUGCUGGCCUAGCUUCCCUGGUCCACAACAAGGCCAGCUUACUCGACGAUGGCCAAAGCAUUCUCAUGUUCUCGUAUGGAAGCGGGCUGGCAUCGUCUCUCUUUUCCAUCCGCGUCAGAAGAGUGGAAGGUGUUCACAGCUUGGAGAACGUGGCCAAGACAAUGGCAAUCUCAGAGAAACUCGAUUCUUGUGUUGCGGUUUCUCCAGAAAAGUUUGUGGAGACGAUGAAGAUAAUGGAGAGCCGAUAUGGUUCCAAAGACUUCGUCCCAAUGGGUGAUUUGGCAACUGUUAGGCCGGGAGCAUUCUACUUGGCUGGAGUAGACUCUCUAUAUCGCAGGACCUACGAAAGACGAGCUCUAACUUGAGUUAGAACUUCGAAGAGAUUUUGUCACCGAAAACUUCGUAUUAAAAGAUCUCAAAAAUGGUAGUCCGAUAAAA